Molecule: messenger RNA, 869 nt
Organism: Saprolegnia diclina VS20
Lineage: Eukaryota; Oomycota; Saprolegniomycetes; Saprolegniales; Saprolegniaceae
Exons: 5
Coding region: 54-797 (247 amino acids)
Source: RefSeq, a predicted model, not a curated record
GCUUCGCGCAUGGUUACUCGUUGUUGCAGUGCCCAAACCACGAGCGCGCAAGCAUGUCGACCACGUCGUCCAUAAGCAUCGACGACUACAUUGCCGACGUCACGUACUGCUACCCGACGGCAACGACCGCCAAAGCAUCGACAGGUGCCUCGUGCGGUCUCGUGUCGUCUCUUACCGUGUGCGCACCAAGCCCGUCUACGCUCUCUGCAACGUGGUCCGUCAACGUUGUCAAUACGUCUCGUCACUCGGUCCUCUCAGCCGUGCUGGUGGUUUGCACACCGUCAACGCCGUGCGCGUUGGCUACGUCGACUACCGGGACCGUGGCCUUUCUUCCUUUUAAGCCGCUUCCGCCGGCGCCCUUUAGCAUAUCACAAUCGGUCACGGGGCUUGCCCCCAAUGCGACGUACGCCGUGUACGUGCUCUCGUCCGACGCCUCGUCCGACUAUAUCGUGUAUCAUUCCCACCAAAUGCCAGCGGCUCUCGAGAGCGAGCCGAUCGCACAGGCGUCGACGGCACCUCUCGUCCCGUCCACAGCGCAGUCAGCGACAACAACCCCACCACCGCCACUGACGUCGACACCGCCGCCCCGAACUCGCAUGGCUGAACACCAACUUUCGACGGCUGCGAUUGUGGGCGUCGUCGUCGCUUGCUUGCUUCUCGUUGCCGGCGUCGCCUGGUGGGUCCUGCGCUACUCGCGGCGUCGACGGCGCCCGCUCCCCGCGCCGCUUGACACACCCACGGUGUUUGAUUUGGACCAGGGCAAGUACACGCAGGUUGUCUACGACGAAGAGUUUUAAGGGGCAAUACAGAAUUUCAAACGGACAAUACAGAGUAUUAAACAGACAAUACAGAGUAUCAAACAGCCAAUA